Molecule: messenger RNA, 1318 nt
Organism: Dendrobium catenatum
Lineage: Eukaryota; Viridiplantae; Streptophyta; Magnoliopsida; Asparagales; Orchidaceae
Product: heterogeneous nuclear ribonucleoprotein F
Exons: 2
Coding region: 144-917 (257 amino acids)
Cellular component (GO): ribonucleoprotein complex
Molecular function (GO): RNA binding
Source: RefSeq, a predicted model, not a curated record
UUGGCUUAGUAUUUUUAACAUUUAUAUAUUUUCUCUGUGUACACGAACUGCAGCAUGAUUCUUGAAGGCGUAUAAUCUGAGCUUAAGCGGCUCUGAAAUUCUUCUCCUGGAGCGCGGCUUAGGGUUCAUCGUGUUCGGCAAAGAUGUUCUCCAAGAGGAAAUAUAUGGAUGGUGGUGAUGGGCGUGAGAUGGGGAUGAAGCGGCCACAAUCUUUUGACUCAAGUUCAUCUUAUUUUGGGGGUCCCUCUGGUUCAGGUCUAAUGUACACUUCUUCUUAUGCAUAUGGCGGUGAACCUCCACCAUUUCCGGUUGUUCGAUUGCGCGGCCUUCCUUUUGACUGUACAGAGGCUGAUGUUAUUGAUUUUCUUCAUGGCCUGAAUCUUUUGGACAUUCUUUUUAUUCACAAAGGUGGCCGUUUCACUGGUGAAGCCUUUUGUGUCCUGGCAUAUCCCCUUCAGGUAGAUUUUGCCAUUCAGAGGGAUAGGCGAAUCAUGGGUAGAAGGUACAUUGAGGUUUUCAGAAGCACUAGGCAAGAAUACUAUAGUGCUAUUGCAAAUGAAAUUUCAGAUUUGAGGUCUGGUUCUCCGCGUCGUGGUGCUCGUAAGGCAAAGUCGAAAGAUGAUGGAAAGGAUCUAAUUGAGCACACUGGAAUCUUGAGGAUGAGAGGUUUGCCAUAUUCUGCUGGGAAGGAGGACAUCUUAGACUUCUUUAAGGACUAUGAACUAUCAGAAGAUCGUAUUUAUGUUGUGCUCAAUGCGGAUGGUAGGCCAAGUGGGGAAGCUUAUGUAGAAUUUGCAAAUCCAGUUGCCUCCCGGUCUGCAAUGGUGAGGGAUAGGAUGACACUAGGAAGACGUUAUAUUGAGCUGUUUCCUUCAACAACAAAGGAGAUGGAUGAUGCUCUUUCAAAAGGUCGCUGAGUUGUGGUAUUUUAACCAUAGAAUUUACUUUGAUUUGUGGUCAUUAGAUGAGUAGCGUCCAAGUUUACCUCUUUAGUUAGCCUACUUAGGCUCUGUUUGGGACGAUUUUUUUUUCUGCUUCUUAAAACAGCUUUUUAAUAUAUUUUUGUACUAAAAAGCUGCUUUAUGAAGCAGUAAGAAAACCGUCCUGAACGAAGCUGUAGUAUGGAAAGCGAUGCAAAGUAAAAAACUGUUUUAGCACUUGUCUAGACUAGUUCAUGAAAUCCAGUGGCACACUUCUUUAUGAUAUAUUCUUUCCUAAGGCAUGCUAAAGCUUCAUCCUGUGUCUUGUUUCUUACCUUCAGCACAUGACAUUAACAUUAUCUCUGCAACUUUUAUCAUGCGUUAUGCUGCAUUGUUUA